Sphaeramia orbicularis (orbiculate cardinalfish) is the source of this 5862-nucleotide messenger RNA. RefSeq names its product synaptopodin 2-like a (gene synpo2la). NCBI's taxonomy places the organism in Eukaryota, Metazoa, Chordata, Actinopteri, Kurtiformes, Apogonidae. The transcript has 4 exons. Bases 275 to 3985 code for a protein of 1236 amino acids. Gene Ontology annotation, cellular component: actin cytoskeleton; nucleus; Z disc. The record is from RefSeq and is a predicted model, not a curated record. Gene Ontology annotation, biological process: positive regulation of actin filament bundle assembly. Gene Ontology annotation, molecular function: actin binding.
CACAGAAGUGUGUGUGUUCAGGUGUGAGCGUUGGCCUUGACGCUGGACUCAGACAGAAGUCAGUGCCCGGACAGUGUGGCAGGCAUAAACCAGGUCAGAGCUCUCUGAGGGGGCCCUGACCAACGACCAUGGGGCCAACACAUUGAGGGCCCCCAGACGCAAGGAAAGCAAAAAGAGGAGCAGCAAGAAAGAAAGAGGAAAAGCUAAAAAAAAAAAAAAAAAAAGAAAAAAGAAAAGAAAGAAAGAGAGACAGAGAAAGAAAAACAGCAGAACAAUGGUUGCAGAGGAAGUGAUAAUUACUUUGUCAGGUGGAGCACCAUGGGGCUUUCGUCUCCAGGGAGGGGCUGAACAUCAGAAGCCACUCCAGGUGGCAAAGGUUCGUAAACGCAGCAAAGCAUGCAGGGCUGGGCUGCGAGAAUCUGAUGAGCUGGUGUCCAUAAACGAACAGCCAUGUGGGACGUUAUCCCACGCACAGGCCAUGAACCUCAUCGACAGCUCCCCAGGGACACUUCAUAUCCGAGUCAAAAGAGCGCCUGCUGGUUUCCAGUCUGUGGUUCUUGUGACCCGUGCCCCAUCACCUCGCAUAGACAAAGAGUACCGAGCCGCUCUACGUGCCAUGUCACCCAGCCAGCCUCAACAUGCUCCAGUCCGUGAGGUCCACCGUAGUCGGUCUUCCUUAACCAGUGGACUAACAUCCCCACCAGGGAGCGAGGCCUACUAUGGUGAGACUGACAGUGAUGCAGAUGUGGCCGGCUACGAGAGGCAGCGCAGACAGAAACGCCGCAGCCCCAGCAACUCCACUCCUGCAAAACCAGUGGGACGAGCAUCUCCUGAAGGUGGAGAGACGUCAGAAAUGAGUGGCUACGACAGUGCUCCAGAUGCCCAUGUUUAUCCCCCCUUAUUAGAUGGACGUGGAGGCAGUGGGGGCGGAACAGGGGGCCUACCAGGGGUGGCACGCAGGGAGGUUAUUUAUCAGCCUCCUGGUCCAGGAAUGUGGUCCUCACAGACCUCCACUGAGACCUCCUCCAUCAUCUCCUCAGCAGAUGACCAGGGGCCUCGGGAUGUAGCACAGGAAGAGGACAGUGGUUUCCUGGAGCCAUCAAAGGUGCCACUGGUGUCCCCUGAAAGAGCCAAAGAGGCCUUGAUGUUGAGCUCUCGCAGCCAGCUGGUGCCUAUGGUCGGGCCUGUGAGCAACCCCGUUGAUGAGGAGCUCACAACAACCUACAUGGAAAAGGCCAAGCAAGCCAAACUGAACCGAGGGGAAACACAGCAAGAUAAGCAUGUAAAAGAAGCCAAAAGCAAGUGUCGAACAAUUGCAUCCCUGCUGACUGAUGCUCCUAACCCUCACUCUAAAGGGGUGCUAAUGUUCAAAAAGAGGCGACAGCGCUCCAAAAAGUACACCUUAACAAGUUUUGGCAGUGUGGAUGAGGAUCAGUGUCUGGACUCACAGGAAGAAGAUGGAGUGUUCCCUGGCAGUGAGUCAGAGUUUGAUGAUGACGCUUUCUCCUCAGUUCCAGACCCAACUUGGGAUAGUGACUAUAUUGAAAUGCUUGAGAAAAGGGCAACAGCUGGUACAGAAGGUCGUGGGGAUGGGGCAGAGGAUGCUCCAAGCCCAGGACUGAGUAAUACAGCAGGAAAGGGUGCUCAGUUGUUUGAACAGCAGAGGAAGAGAGCCGCAGAGCAUGCCAAAAAAGUGGAGGCAGCACAGCAGCAACAGCAGCAACAGCAGGCAUCUCAACAGUCACAAGUCCAGGAGCAGACUGAAAUGCAUCAGUUACGUGCAGAAAUACAACCCCAGACACAAACAAAUCUUCAGCCUCAACAGAUGAUACCACCUGGUCUUUUGGUCUUACAGCAAGAGCCACAGUCUGUGCUUACACAAGCUUCUGUUUUAGGUUCUACUGCAGUCCAUGGUGUUUCAAGUGGGGAACUGACCAAUAUGAUUAUGUCACCUCCACCUACGAUGCCAAAACCUGCUACUGCUCCAGUGACUGUUCUUAGCAGUCCUUCACCACCAACGGAGACACCGUUGCCAGACCUACCAGCCAGUAAUGUGCUAAACAGAACUGCACGUCCCUUCACACCUGGUUUCAUCAGCAUCCGAGCUGCAACUGCCCCUGUAACGUUCCGUCCAAAUGUCACAAAGACAGCCCAGCGUCCUGCUUCAACAGCUGUUGUGUCAUCACCAUUCUCUACUGCCUCAGAACUAAAUAUUAAUGCUGCAUCAGUACCUCCACACUUGCCCACUGUUCCUCCACCAGGAUUCUCCCCACAGGUAAUGAGAGGUCCUUUAGCCCAGACACACCCAGCUCCUGUUACCUCUUUGCCUUCUGGCUACUCUACUGCUGCAGAAACAAUGCACACAGUCCCUCCAAUAACUAUGGUCCAUCAGGCUCCAUAUGCCACAGUAGCCUCAAUGUCUACACCUACAAUGCCUCCACAACCCCCAAUGGCUCCUGCACCUCUUCCUCCUGUAUCUCAAACUUCACUUGCACCACCUGUUCCAGGUGCAUCAGUGCCUGCAGUACAAGUGCCAGUAUCUCAGGCUCCCCAUGUUCAGUUCUCUGUAGCCCCAGUGACACCAGUCGUUCCAGUGGCUCCGGUGGCUCCAGUUGUUCCAGUGGCUCCGGUGGCUCCAGUGGCUCCAGUCGUUCCAGUCGUUCCAGUGGCUCCAGUUACUGUUGUAGCUCCAGAACCUCCUGUAGCUCCUGUGGUUCCAGUGUCAGUGGUGUCUCAGCAAGAAACUGUUGCACCAACCCCUGUUCCUGGAUCAACAAAUCGCACAGGAAUCUUACUUGAGGCACGACGACGUGGUGGGAAACCCAGGCCAAUGUUCAAUGUGCCAGAUGUUAAGAAAAAUUCUCCCAAUCCUGAAUUGUUGUCUAUGGUGCAGAACCUUGAUGACAGGUCUGCUAGACAAAGAUAUGAUGAAACCACUGAAGUUUACUAUGGUGAUGCAGAGGAAGAGAGGAGUGGCGAAGUUGGCAUGGGAAGGCCUCCUCCAGUGGCACCCAAGCCAAGAGUGAUCCAUGAGACCCCAUUGAUUCUUCAGGCAGAGGGAAAAGGGGCUCAGCUAUUUGCCAAGAGGCAAAGUCGUAUGGGUAUGUAUGUGGUAGACACCCCACCUGAGACACCCUAUCAGCAAGAAUUAUCUGCUCACAGUCAAGGGCUUGACUCUAACAAUGCUGGCCAUCCCUCACAGUUCAAAUACUCCCCAAAUGUUCGUGCCCCCCCACCAAUUGGGUACAAUCCACUCAUGGGGCCCUCUAUUCCCACAGGACCACAGAGAGAUACCAAGGCUGACAACAGAUUUAGAAGCACCCAAAGAGAAGGCAUCAAAGCUUUGGAUUUUUUGAGAAGGCAGCCGUACCAGCUCAACUCUGCCAUGUUCAACUAUGGAGGCAGUGUUGCAAAUCUCUCAGCCAUGCCAUCCUACCAGGCUCAGAGGCAGCAAGGUGACCACGCGAUGGUUGGCAGUUCAUUAACCACACCAAAGCAGAUUCCUCUUAAAACAGCCCGUGUGUACGAGAUCAAGCGAUUCUCCACUCCCACACCCAUGUCAGCUCCUACUCUGACACCAAAAGUCAUUGCACCACGUUCAGCUACAACACUUGGAGAACGUUUAACUCACUCUGGUAUGACCUCCCCACCUCCUGGUCCUUUAUCCUCUAACCUAGCCCCAGUAACAGUCAAUGUCCCUACUCCAGCUUUACCUCCCUCCCAACUACCUGGUCUUCCCAGCCUCCCAAAAUUCUCUGCUACUCCUAUUCCCAACUCUGUGCCGCCUGCAGUUCCCACACCUUAUACUCCAGUAUCAUACACCACUGGGCUCCAGGGAGCCAAGCAGUUCCAGAGCGCCCCGGAGCUGAGUAUCCUCGCCUCAUUGCCCCCACUUAAAUCAAAUACCGUUCAGGCACCCAAGCCACGUUUUGUUGCCACCAAGGGAGGUGUUCAGCCUCGUGUCUGGAGGCCAGGAGCAAUGUGAACUGCUGAAAGUCCGCCCCUGUCACAAAUGGACAUUCAUCAAUUUUCAUCAGUCAGUAAGCCAAUAGAAAAGGAUUUUUUGUUCAGACAAUAAUCAUUUCAUUAUUUAAUGAAAAAGUAUCCAACAUUCACUGAUUUCACAUUAAAAACAUGUUUGCUUUAUGGGACUUUUUCAGUAUUUGUGGAUAUUUUAACUUCUAAACUUGUGAUCAAUGUAAAAAUUACCACCGAAUUAAUUGACAGCUUUAAACUUAUAGCUGAUAGCCUUACAUGAAUUAAUUUCAUUCACAGAUCAUCUUAAAUUAUAAGGUUAUGUUUAUCUGAUUGAUGACUGAGUGUGAAUGACAAAUUGCCAAUGUUUUUGCCGAUACUUCUAUUCAGACAUGUAACUGAAUGAUAAUAAAAAAUGGGGAAUACUGUCACAUCUGUGUACAGCUGUAUAGUCUACCAAAUGCCUGUCCUGGGGGAGGUUUGUGUAAGGCUUCUGGAGAUCUCUUUCUACUGAUUUAGCAGAAAUACUAUCGAAACAGAGCCUGUACUGAAUUAUUCUUUGAAACUUGAAAUGUCUGAAAGAUCAUUAAAAUUAAUAGUUGCAGUUGUAACUGUGGGAAUAAAUCACCAAAGAUGUAUGUUUUAGUAUGUUACUGGGGGAUGAUCAUAAGGCAAAUAUAGAAAGCUUAACCGCUUCACCUGUAAUUUUGUAAUCUAGUAUCAGUCUCACUACAUGAUGUGCAUUAUAUGUUGUAUUUUUAUCCACUUUGAAUAGCGUAUUUCACCCAUGAUGAUCAACUCCACUAUUCCUGUGGUGUCAGUGAUGCAUGACCAUCUGAAAACUGUACAUUGUUUUUACACUAAUCAACUCACCAAGGAACUGUAGCUUUAAAGAAGACCUUGUCUGCUCCUUUAAAGUGAGGUUGUGCUAAAUACCACAGCUCACUAUAGCCAGUGAGAAAUGCUAUCUUUUUAGCAUGGGUCACAUUCAACAAGUGCCCGGGCUGUCACUAAAUGUACACUUGUCACUGGAUAUCACAGCUUCCUCUUGACACUUAGGCACAUCAGAGCCUUAGUAUCAGUGUGGUCGAUAUAUGUAACAUGUGUUAACUUUUAUUAAACAAAUAACAAAGAUACAGAAAUGUGUUUUUUUUUUUGUUUUGUUUUGUUUUUAUUGUGAUUUUACUUGGCAUGGUGGGAAGGAAAGUUGACUGACUGAGAGAUACUAGCAUUUGUAAAAAGGUUAAAGAUGUGAGAAUAGCUGUAGAGGGAGUUAUAGACAGGAUGGGCAGGGAUCAGGGAAUGAGGUCUCAACUGGCUACUAACAGAAUAUUAAUGCUGAACAGAAGUAUGCCACAAAACGGAGACUUAGGUAUAGCUAAAAUCCCUAAGAAUUAAAGGAGAGUGACCAUGAAAGUUUGGGACCUGACAUUUGAGAGGAAGCAUACAAGUGCAGCUGGUAUCUCUCAAAAGAACUAAUUAAAGCCUAAAGUUAAUAAUAUACUUAAUUUGAUAGAUGUAAACUUAGAAAGACUGGGUAUGUUAAUGAUGUCAGACCUGACAAAGAAGAAAUGAAUGCUUUUUAAGUGUGGAUUUUUUUUUUUUUUUUUUUUUGAAGACAAGUGGGAAUGAGUGGAUAUUUUUGUUAUUUCUUAACAUUUUUAAAGUAUUAUUACUCUAAAGGUUUUGUCUUGGGUUUAUAUUGUGAUGGUUGCAAAAAAAGCUGUUGAUGUAGUAGUUAUGCUGAGGUGUAAAAAUAUGAUACAUACCUGUGUCUGAAUGUAGUUGGAUUAAAUAAUAUAUGUGAAAAUGUUUGUUAUUAUUGUUGAGUAGGGAUAUUUAUACUGACCAAGAGUCAAGAUACAUAUGGAGGAAUAAAGUUAGACA